AUGGCGUCCCCUGAGCCUGAUCAACAUCCGCAGCAGGCCCCGGAGACUUCGGUGGCGCCGGAUACUUCGGUGGCGCCCGAGAAGAACAACUUUUCCGACCAGGAAGAUCCCGAGACCGCACUGGACCAUGCCGUGGUCGGCAAGCCGUGGAUGUACAAGCCGAUGAUCAAAAUCGGCAAAUGGGAAUCUUCCUGGUUCGCAUCGCCUGAGACGCAGCUAUAUCUCGUCUCUUUCGUCUGCUUCCUGUGUCCCGGCAUGUUUAAUGCCGUCAGUGGUCUGGGUGGCGGUGGCCAAGUCAACCCGACCGAUGUGAACAACUCCAACACGGCCCUGUACAGUACCUUUGCCGUGGUUGGCUUCUUCGCCGGCUCCAUCGCCAACCGGAUUGGCGUCCGACUGGCCCUGUCUCUGGGUGGUUUCGGCUAUUUCCUCUAUGUCGCUGCCCUUCUGUGCUACAAUAUCAACCACAAUGCCGGUUUCCUCAUUUUUUCCGGAGCUUUUCUCGGUGUCUGUGCCGGUCUUCUCUGGUGUGCCCAGGGUGCCGUCAUGAUGAGUUACCCGCUCGAGCACGAAAAGGGCAAGUACAUUGCCAUCUUCUGGGUUAUCUUCAACCUGGGUGGUGUUGUUGGUAGCUUGGUCCCGCUGGGUCAAAACAUUCACAGCACUAACGGCAAAGUCAACAACGGCACGUACAUCGCUUUCCUGGUGCUGAUGGCAGUGGGUUUCGCCCUGUGCUGGGUUCUCUCCGAUACCAAGUACAUCAAGCGCAAGGACGGCUCCCGUGUCAUCGUGAUCAAGAACCCUACCUGGAAGUCCGAGUUCCUGGGCCUGUGGGAGACCCUGAGGAGCGACUCGUACAUCAUCCUCAUGUUCCCCAUGUUCCUGGCCAGUAACUGGUUCUACGCGUACCACUUCAACUCCGUUAACCUCGCCUAUUUCACCGUCCGCACUCGCGCCCUGAACAGUCUCCUAUACUGGCUCAUGCAGAUGGUGGGUGCCUUUGUCUUCGGUCAGCUCUUGGACAUGAAGUGCUUUUCGCGCCCAACUCGUGCCAAGAUCAACUUUGGUGUCCUCAUCGCCAUCACCCUGGGCAUUUGGGGUGGUGGCUAUGCUUUCCAGAAGACAUACACUCGGGAGACCGUCAGGGGCGACACCGAUUGGUCGGACGGCAGCUAUAUCGGACCUAUGUUCCUUUACAUGUUCUACGGCUUCUACGAUGCUGCCUUCCAGACCUGCGCAUACUGGUAUAUGGGAUCCCUGUCCAACAACGCCCGCAAACUCGCCAACUUCGCCGGUUUCUACAAGGGCAUCCAGUCUGCAGGUGCAGCCGGAAUGUGGCGUCUGGACGCUCAGAAGACCCCCUUUAUGACUGAGUUCGCGUCCUGCUGGGGUCUGCUCCUUGGUAGCAUGCUCAUCGCCUCGCCCGUGAUUUUCUUCAAGAUCAAGGACAGCACCGACGUUGCUCAGGAUCUGCAGUUCUCCGAUGAGACCACUGCCGACGUCCUGGGUGACAGGCAUGAGGACUCUUACGAGAUGGAGAAACCCGAGGCCCCUCACCACGAGGACUCUAAGACGUCUGCCUAA
Molecule: messenger RNA, 1584 nt
Organism: Penicillium cinerascens
Lineage: Eukaryota; Fungi; Ascomycota; Eurotiomycetes; Eurotiales; Aspergillaceae
Product: unc-93 family MFS transporter
Exons: 2
Coding region: 1-1584 (527 amino acids)
Biological process (GO): transmembrane transport
Molecular function (GO): transmembrane transporter activity
Source: RefSeq, a predicted model, not a curated record